AGGAACUGGUUAAACAAGGUUCUCUAUUUGAAAUUCAUGUAGUUUGUGAUAACAUAUUAAAUUCUAUGAUAAGAACGGAAGGUAACUAAAGAUGCCUGUUAAGGAUUCCGUCAUUCCUCAGUCUUAGAGAACUUUCUGAUAGACGUACUGUUAAAGGUAAUUUUUCCUUUAGCCCCCCCCCACUCUUUAUUGUGCAUGAAAAGUCAAGCUCCUGUCAACACUUAACGGAAAAUUAUGAAGAAAUUUUAUAUAGACCUUUCAAAUGCAAAGUGAUGCUUGACAAUGAGUUUUUAGUAGCUCUUGUUCUGUGGAUGAUAAACUACUAUUUCAUUCAGCAUAAAGAUGAAUAAAUAUCCUAUCCUCUUGUUGGUUUUAAUUGGAGCAUUGAACUAUAGUACAGCGUAUAGUGUAACUGCAAUGAUUAAAAUUCUAAAUUACAAAUAUGCGGACAAAGUUAAAGCUGAUAAAUCAUGGUGUGACAAUUCUCCAAGUCAUGCCGCUUGUUCACCAGCCUUCGAAUUCUGUCUAAGACCAUUCUAUUGCCAGCAAUGUGAUACAACUUAUAAGUUUGGUUCACCUGAUCCACAAUACCAGCAUGUAAAUAAUAUAACUUUCAGUGCAAAACUCUCAUCAAAGUUGACUAAUCCACUCCAAUUUACCUUAAAGCAAUGGCAACAACUAAUGGUACUCAGCGCAACUGUAACAAAUCAAGACUACAAUCCAUCAAAUUUAAUUGAUACUGUAACUUACACAAUGUCAUCAGUUAAUCCUGCAAUAUCUGAGAAAGCUGCAAACUGGGAACCGUUUACGCUUACUUCUGAGAACAGUGUUAUGUCAAUUGAGGGUGUAUUCAAGGUAUUCAAUUCUCCAUUGGUUCACUGAAAAUCAAUACAUCUGUGCAAUUAAAGAACAUGUCGAGGAAAAACCAACUUCUUAGAGGAAGCCGAUUACUUAUUUUCUAUAUCUACAUGGCUAUUACAAAGUCAUUUAUAAAUAUUGAAUAGAAAUGAAAUGUUAUGCAAUCGGCUACGCAGCUUUUUUGAUUGUUUCUUUGUUAUAGACUACUUCAUGACCAUUUUUUUUAUUGUAUUAUGUGAUGCUUUAAGAAAUGCUGAAGGGCGGAUCAAUAAUUUUAAUUUGUUAAAAGUUAUAGGAACAUAGAGAAGAGUAUAAAGUUACUGGAAUAGAAAGUACGAUUUCCGAUAAGGCUUGAAACGUUACAUGAAAUAAUCAUCAGCAAG
Trichobilharzia regenti is the source of this 1241-nucleotide messenger RNA. Lineage: Eukaryota; Metazoa; Platyhelminthes; Trematoda; Strigeidida; Schistosomatidae. The record is from the annotation of a GenBank genome assembly.